This is a messenger RNA of Pyrenophora tritici-repentis Pt-1C-BFP, 522 nucleotides long. Its product is annotated as Protamine-P1 domain containing protein. The record is from RefSeq and is a predicted model, not a curated record. Lineage: Eukaryota; Fungi; Ascomycota; Dothideomycetes; Pleosporales; Pleosporaceae.
AUGUAUUUCUACGCGCAGCGUACAUCCAAGGGGCAAAGGGUCCAGUCAGACACCGCGCCUGGAGCUCCACAGCGCGAGCACAGCCACGCCGACGUCAAUAGUUCCGGCAAUAAGAACGACGACGAUAGCGAGAAUGUGGUAGAGGACGAAAAGGCAGCAGACGAAGAUGAUCCUGACGGUUCACACGAGGUCAACAUCCACAACAACGCGGAUGGCACCGACUCUGUCCAGGCUACAGGCAGCCCCAAGGAGUCCAACGUCGACGGGGAACUCCUCAACACAGGCGCGGCGAGUGCGUCCGCACGCGUGGGUGACGACCAAGGUAUAUCCCGCGAGGAAGUCAACCGGCGAGUAAUGAGCAUAGGUGCCAGCAACGCCGCGGUCGCGCGUGCUGAUAAUGCUGCCGAGGUCAAAAAGGGUGCUCGGGUUGAGGACAUUUACGAGGUUCAGGAGGUUAACGUUAAGGACGCCAGCGAGGAAGAGGUAUUUGGCGCUUCACGUGUCCUGUACCAGCCUUUCUGA